AUGUCUUCUGAACCAAAAGCCAUGGAACCAACAAAACUUACCCGUGACCAAGAAUGGGUCAUCCAGAUAAGCCGAGCCCUAGAAGAAGGCCUCGAAGACAACGAUGAGGCCGUUCCACUUGCCAUCUUCAACGUGCCCAAAACCCUAAUGUCCAUAAAACCAGAAGCAUACACUCCACAGCUCGUAGCCCUUGGUCCAUACCAUCACCGGCGGCUUGAACUCUUGGAGAUGGAGCACUACAAGCUCGCUUCAGCGAAAAGAGUGCAAAAUAACAUUAAACAAAUCAAAUUUCGAGAAUUGGCUAACAGCUUUGCGGAAAGGGAUGGGAUCAUCCGCUCUUGCUACCUCCGGUUCUUGAACUUCGAUCGAGAAACACUCGCAUGGAUGUUUGCCAUUGAUGCUUCAUUCUUGUUGGAGUGUCUCCAUAUCUACUCUCCCAAAAAGGGAGGCUCGCUUCUGCAAACCUCUUCUAAGAUGGGCCAUUUGAUCAACCACUCGAGGAAAAGAACCGCACACCAUGCAAUACUCAGAGAUAUUAUCAUGCUAGAAAACCAAAUCCCUCUCUUUUUGCUUAAAGAAGUCCACGGCUUUUAUCAGCAUGAAGAUCAUUUAGCCUCCACGCUUCUAGGUUUUUGCGAAUAUCUGUCACCCAUCAGCUUCAGUGGUCAAAAUUUCAGGGAAGAGUGUUUUGAGAGAGCCCAUCUGCUAGAUCUUCUCUACUACAUGGUUACGCCAGAAUUGCAUCUUGUAGCUGAUUGUGCGAAAGAGAAGAAGGAAGAUUUCCCAGAGAAUAUUCGCUGGUUUAAAAAAGUAUUGAAAUCAAUCUUGGCAGCGGUAUUUUACAUUAACUCGGCCUCGCUCCACCUAGUCAAGAAAAUUUGCAAGUCAAAAUCAAUCAAAGUUUUACUUGCACUACCAUUUACAAUCCUCUGUUGUAUUUUGAGUCGUGGAAAGAAGGGUGACAUAAACAGUCUAAUAUCGUCCGCGGGAAGCAUGGCCGACGAGGUGGAAAGUGCAUCUCAUGAGAUGAAAGGCGAAAGUCCUUUAGCCGAAGAGAUUGCAAUCCCAAGCGUGUCAGAGCUUUAUAACAUUGGUGUCAAAUUUCGCACAGCAAAGGGUGGUUUGGAAAAGAUAAAUUUUGAUAACUCUUCUGGUACAUUUUACCUUCCGGUUAUUCACUUGGAUGAUAACUCCGAGGUUGUGCUAAGGAACCUUGUGGCCUAUGAAGCAUGUAUUGCACCGGAGGUGAUGGUUGUAACACGCUACGCUGAGUUGAUGAAUGGAAUAGUCGAUACCAAGGAGGACGUGAAGAUUCUUCGAGAGGCAGGGAUCAUCGUGAACCGCCUCAAAAGUGAUGCGGAAGUGACAACUCUUUGCAAUGGGAUAACCAAGUCUGUGAGUUUAACGAAAGUUCCGAUUCUUGACAAGGCCAUUGAAGGUGCAAAUACAUAUUAUUCCAGGAGUUGGAAGGUGAGGAUGAAUGUGACCAUGAAGAAGUACGUCUUUGCUUCUUGGCCAUUCCUUACAUUUUUGGCUGCUAAUAUUCUGAUACUGCUGUCUAUCAUGGAGACAGCUUGUUCUAUGUACAAUUGCUCCAAAUUGCUGACACUGUGA
This is a messenger RNA of Carya illinoinensis, 1614 nucleotides long. RefSeq names its product putative UPF0481 protein At3g02645. The transcript has a single exon. The record is from RefSeq and is a predicted model, not a curated record. NCBI's taxonomy places the organism in Eukaryota, Viridiplantae, Streptophyta, Magnoliopsida, Fagales, Juglandaceae. The coding region runs from base 1 to 1614 and encodes 537 amino acids.